AUGAGCUCCAGCGUGGAUUCAGGCUGUGAGCGGUGCCGGUGCCACGGCAAGGAGAGGCAGCCCGCCAUCCUGUACACGCUGCUGAGCCAGGAGCUGCGGCCCCGGCAGCAGUGCCCGUGCCGGCAGCGCCGCGCCGUGUGCCUGCGCUCGCCGCAGCUCACCUGCCGCGCCGCCUCCCACGUGCUGCUCAAGACCAUCAGCUUCGUCAAGAACGUGGCCGCCUUCCGCCUGCUGCCGCAGGAGGACCAGCUGCUGCUGCUGGACAGCUGCUGGGUGCCGCUCUUCCUGCUGGGGCUGGUGCAGGAGAUGGUGACCUUCGAGGUGAUGGAGGCGCCGGCGCCCAGCAUGCUCAAGAAGAUCCUGCUCAGCGGGCAGAGCAAAGGGCAGGAGCCCGAGGGGACACAGCCCACGCUGGCGGCCGUGCAGAGGCUGCAGGGCUGCCUCAACAGCUUCUGGAGGCUGGACCUGAGCCCCAGUGAGUUCACCUACCUGAGGGGAGCCAUCCUCUUCAAUCCAGACAUCCCGGGGCUGCAGGCUGCCCUGUACAUCGAGAGCCUGCAGCGGGAGGCGCAGCGGGCGCUGCGGGAGCUGCCGCACCCCGAGCACCGGGAGCGCUUCCCGCACAUCCUGCGGCUCGCCGCCUCGCUGGGCUCCGUCCCCGCCGCCCUGGUCACGGCGCUCUUCUUCCGGCCCGUCAUCGGGGACGCGGCCAUGGGCGAGCUGCUGGCCGAGAUGCUCUUCGAAGUGUCGGGCUGGCCGCGGGCGCCUUGGCCGCCCCUGCCCCGCUGA
This is a messenger RNA of Agelaius phoeniceus (red-winged blackbird), 789 nucleotides long. It is a transcript of the gene NR0B2, whose product is annotated as nuclear receptor subfamily 0 group B member 2. Gene Ontology annotation, cellular component: nucleus; cytoplasm. NCBI's taxonomy places the organism in Eukaryota, Metazoa, Chordata, Aves, Passeriformes, Icteridae. The record is from RefSeq and is a predicted model, not a curated record. Gene Ontology annotation, biological process: negative regulation of transcription by RNA polymerase II; circadian rhythm. Gene Ontology annotation, molecular function: transcription corepressor activity; transcription factor binding.